This is a messenger RNA of Fusarium venenatum, 1434 nucleotides long. The record is from RefSeq and is a predicted model, not a curated record. NCBI's taxonomy places the organism in Eukaryota, Fungi, Ascomycota, Sordariomycetes, Hypocreales, Nectriaceae.
AUGAAAGAUGCUUACCAAAAGUAUUGCAAGAAUGGUGCUAUUUGCGCCGUCGCCCUGCCAUUUAGUCGACCAGAGAUUCUUCUACCCAAGCAUCUCAUUCACUGGAUGACGACUCAGAGCGAUAAUGUGUUGAACCCCACACCAAUACAGCAUGAGCUUGUCGCAGCAAAAUAUGCCUUCUUUAGCUCCUCCGUCCAGAAGGAGACUGCCGUAUACGAUGUUCUUCGGGUCCAGAUGAACAGACACGUCCCGAAUCUGGUACCCAAACUCGGAGAGAAACUAACAUCUUCAAUUGACCAAAUCUUUGGAUGCAACACUGAAUGGAAGGAAGUACAAGUUUUUCUUCUCGUUCGGCGUGUUUUUGCAAAAGUAAUCACUUGGUUUGUUGUUGGUGAUGAUUUGUGUAAGGCACUCUUAUCUUACGAGAGAACUAGUACUGAUACCAGUAUAGGCCGUGACCAGCAACUCGUGGACAACUUGGACAAAUUCUCCAGCACUGUCAUACCAAGUGCGAUAGCUAUAUCACUUUUCCCUGACUUCUUGAAGCCUAUCUCUUCUCGGUUCAUCUUGAUUCUCAACCGUGUCUACCUCAAGAGAUCGAUCAAGGUUCUUGGUCCAUAUAUCGAAAAGAGAAUCGCUGAGAUAGAGAAUGGAGCUUCGAAGACUCGUUCGCAAGAGAACGUGUUGACGUGGCACAUCGAGGAAGCCCUUCGCAAGAAAGAACCCCGAGAAACCAUGGCCGACAUGGUAGCCUGUCGCCUCUUCGCCACCAUCAUGGCUGCUUUGGAGUCUACCACCCUUGCCAUGACGAAUACCCUGUUCAAAAUCUCCGCAAGUGAGAACUCAACUGAGAUAUGGGAUAUUCUGAAACAAGAGAGUGAAGAAGCGCUAUCAGCCAAGAUCGAACUGGAGAGUGUCAACAAGCUGCAUCUUGCAGACAGUGCAAUCAAGGAAACUCUCAGGUUACAUACGGCACUCAAAGCUCUCAGUGUUCAAGUCAUGCAGCCUGCAGGAAUCACACUCAAAGACUAUGGCAUCCACCUUCCGCUUGGAUCACGCAUCGGUGUCUCGGCAUGGGGCGUUCAUUAUGAUGAGGAUAUAUAUCCGAAUGCCUACAAAUACGACGCUUUUCGACAUAUGCAACUCUCCCAAGACGGAGAAAAGCCCAGCAACACACAUCUAAUGGUUUCGCCUUCUGAGAAUUAUCUUUCUUUUGGCUACGGAAAACAUGCUUGUCCAGGACGACAAUUUGCAUCUGCUUUACUAAAGAUAUUCUUAGCUCAUGUGGCAACCAAUUACGAUUUUGAACAAGUUGAUAACAAACCAGGAUUCUUUAACCUCGGACAUCUCCCAACACCACCAGUGGAGGCAAAGCUGAGGAUGAGGAGGAAGAGUGGUUUUGCCAAGUCGAUGGAGGAUAGUUCCUUGGUUUGA